UAUGUUCCAGUUAUCAUCGUAAACGCCUGACAAUUUAUAAAUACAUCUAUUUACUUUACUUGCUACAGUAUACAGCGUUAUAUUUAUGUACAGAUCGGGAUAAAGUGCAAUCGAGAGUUCCAAGUGUUAUAAUUGUGAAAGCUUUGGCUUAUAACAUUAUCUAAUGAUGAUUGAAGUAUAACAUGAGUUCUGAAGGUGUCGUUAUGUAGGCGGCGAAGUGGCCGCGUGUGAAUGGGCCGGCUGAGGAUCGAUAGAGCGGAGUGCGCAGGUCCGCGCCAUCGCCUCUGUCUGCGAGCUGCGAGCAUCGAGCACCGAACACCGACGCCCCGGCCCGACCUGCGUCGCAAACAGAGACGACGACUGACACCAGUGAAACCUGCAUCCGAUAUGUUCCGGAAUAAUCGCUGUCUCUAAACGAUGUGAUGAGCCAGUCGUGGCGGCGGCAGGCCCUGUGGGCGCUGGCGGUGCUCAGCACGUUGGCGCCCCCCUCGAGAGCCGAUGGUAACAUAGGUUGCCUAUUCAGUGCUUCAUUAUGUAUCGACGGAGUGGAGUGGUGCUACGACGAUUUCGCUUUCGGCAAAUGCAUGUCAAUUUACGAAAGCGAACCGGAAGAUGGCUCCCUCUACAAAUAUGACAUGAGUUCCCAACAGCUGCAGUGGUUCGAAGGUGAGCUGCAGCGGCUGGCGUUGCGCGGCUACCGCUGGGAGCACGCCUACACGCAGUGCGUCUUGCAAGCCAUGCUGUACGCGCUCAGGCAUAAAGUAGAACCAACUGACGUCAACUCUAAGUUAUGUGAGCAUUUUGCCGACCCCAAAUUGAGUACUACGACUACCGAAACUGAAGAUGAUGAUACAGAAAUGGAACCCGAUGAAACUGCAUUUGUGCGUUUCAUGCCGAAUUCGGCGUUAAGCGAUUCAGAUUAUGCCAACGAGGUUUAUAACCCUCCCUUACCCGAUGAUGACCCGUCUCCCUACAUUAUUCCAAAAGUGCAAUCAGUAAUGGAAGGAGAAACCCCAAGCGAUAAAAUAAGAAAUCUAAUGUUAGUUAGCGGCCUAGAGGAGUCGCCUGUCCCUUUCGAAGGUUUUAGAGAACGACUUCAAGCAGAAAAGGAAGUUAAAGAACAAAAUGGAAAAUAUUUCAACGCUUUAGACAAAGAGAAAAAGUCACUCUCAGUCGCUAACAGAGAAUCUAACUCUGAGAAAUUUCCAGACGAAGAGCGUUUAGGUGCUCACUUCAGGAAAAUGAAAGUAAAACCUUAUCCCUACACGGCGGAAUAUCUUACGAGUAAUUAUUCUCCAUUAGAUGCUGAAGUGCAUUCGAAUGCUUUAGAGAAAUACAAGCAGAGUUUUGCUGAGAAGAAUUUCCCAUUUGAAUAUGAAAAUCCUGGCGAUAUUCAAGAAUCUAGGAUUUAUAUCGAUAAUGAUGACUUAGAUGACGCUGCGAUGGACGCGGGCAGCGGUAAAUAUGACCCUUAUAAUUUUAAAGAUACACCUGGCUUCGACGGUAAAAAGUCUAAAAACAUGGAAUAUGUUUUAAAUUAUUGGCACCGACUCAAAGAUCUUAAACCACAAGACGCUAUAUAUUCUGAAGGGGGCCCACUUAAAAUCGACGAUAUGGGAGGUGAAAGUUCCAAAUUUUAUUUAUCUGAAGAAUUACAAGAUUUGCUUAAUAGAGAAUGGGGCUUUAAACGUAGGGAAAGAGAUGAUGUAAAAAAGCCCGGGCCGCGUCUGGACGCAAAAACCCUAAAGUUAUUGUACCACAAUAAAUCGGUGACAGCUAAAGGAGUCCCAGGCCAGGUUUUAUCUCAAGCACUUCAUGAUCACAAUGAUUACGAUUAUGACCCAUCGUAUACAUAUGUUCUAUUUAAGAACAGGUUCUUAACAGACUGGGAAAAGGGUAUAGCGUUUAUUUCAAGACUAGAGGAAUUGCUUGGAUUGGAGAAGGACACAUUCACCAAUCCACGUGUCGAUCCAAGCGAAGUAACAUUUAAAGUAGAGAAAAACAGUAAAGGUUACGAUGCAGAGGAUGUUGCUAGACGCGUAGUUGACAUCAAAGAUGAAUUAAGACGUGAAACUGGCGCCCAAGUAUUGUCUACGGGCGUCGGUGACCGGGUAAUUUUGCUAUAUCUAGUUUUUAUAGGACUUUUUUUUAGGGAUUACUUCUAUUUAUUUUUUAUUUCACAGAGCAAAAGACCUGUAAUCAGUCAAACAGAAGAUACGGGAUCUCAAUACUUUGACUACGGGCUGCCAAUAUUACUGACAUUGAUCGGGAGUUGCACUGUAGUGGUUGUAGGUGCAGUAAUAUUCGCUGUAAUGCUGAAGAGAGACAUUGAUGCUAAGAAGAAAAUGGUCGGACUCUCUUCUGCGGCCGAUAUCGAUGCUGAAGCUACCAGAGAUUACCAGGAAUUAUGCCGUGCCCGCAUGUCGGGCAAGUGGUCAGGACAGCCACCCGCGGCGCCUCCGCACGCAGACGCCCCGCAGCGUAUCACAUCCCUGUCAAAAGAGCCUGAGGGAAAUUCGCCCUCCACACGAUCUAGUACCUCCUCCUGGAGCGAGGAGCCCGCGCUGACAAACAUGGACAUAUCGACCGGACACAUGGUCUUGGCAUACAUGGAAGAUCAUUUGCGCAACAAGGACCGUUUGGAGCAGGAGUGGCGGGCGCUUUGCGCUUACGAAGCGGAACCCAGCGCGACCGCGGCGGCGCUGCGUCCCGAAAACACCGGCAAGAACAGAUACCCCGAUGUCUUGCCUUACGACCAUUCUCGCGUAACCCUUAACACGCUGACCAACCACCUUGGAUCCGACUAUAUCAAUGCUUCUACUAUUACUGACCACGACCCGCGCAACCCGGCGUACAUCGCAGCGGCGGGCCCGCUGGCUCAUACCGCACCCGACUUCUGGCAACUCGUAUGGGAACAGGGAAGCGUCGUCAUGGUCAUGCUUACGCGGCUCACCGAAAACGGUCAACAGCUUUGCCACCGCUACUGGCCGGAAGAGGGCUCUGAACUAUACCACAUCUAUGAGGUACACCUGGUAAGCGAGCACAUCUGGUGCGAUGACUACUUAGUCCGCAGCUUCUACCUGAAGAACCAGCGCACCGGUGAAACCCGCACCGUCACCCAGUUCCACUUCCUCUCGUGGCCCGAAAACGGUGUGCCCGCCUCCACCAAGGCUUUGCUAGAAUUCAGGAGGAAGGUGAACAAGUCAUACCGCGGACGAUCUUGCCCUAUUGUCGUGCACUGCAGCGAUGGCGCUGGCCGCACGGGCACUUACUGCUUGAUCGACAUGGUGUUGAAUCGAAUGGCAAAAGGCGCCAAGGAAAUUGACAUCGCCGCCACCCUUGAGCACAUCCGCGACCAACGUCCCCGCACCGUCGCCACCAAGCAACAAUUCGAAUUUGUGCUCAUGGCUGUCGCCGAAGAGGUUCAUGCGAUCUUGAAAGCUCUACCGGCUCACCUGCAACAACUGCAGGAGAAGAAAGACAAGGAAAAAGAGAAGGAAAAGGAGAAAGAGAGAGACAAGGACGGUACCGAGAAACCCAACUGAACUAUGCACUGCUUACGCGAACACGAUUUGUUAACUAAGUUAUGUUAAUUCCAAUAUUAUUCAAUGUAUAAAUUUGAUCAAGUUGUUUCUAGGUUGAGAAUUUCAUCACUAUUAGCUGCUACUUUAUCUAAUAC
This is a messenger RNA of Papilio machaon (common yellow swallowtail), 3679 nucleotides long. RefSeq names its product receptor-type tyrosine-protein phosphatase N2. The record is from RefSeq and is a predicted model, not a curated record. Gene Ontology annotation, biological process: protein dephosphorylation. The transcript is spliced from 22 exons. Gene Ontology annotation, molecular function: protein tyrosine phosphatase activity. Bases 423 to 3545 code for a protein of 1040 amino acids. Gene Ontology annotation, cellular component: secretory granule. Lineage: Eukaryota; Metazoa; Arthropoda; Insecta; Lepidoptera; Papilionidae.